AUGUCCGUGAGCCGUGGCCAGCGGCCGACGCGGCCGGGGACCCGCCUCUCCUGGUUGCUGUGCUGCAGCGCCCUGCUGUCUCCGGCCGCCGGAUAUGUGAUCGUGAGCUCCGUGUCCUGGGCUGUCACCAACGAGGUGGACGAGGAGCUGGACAGCGCUUCCACCGAGGAGGCGCUGCCCGCGCUGUUGGAGGACUCGGGCAGCAUCUGGCAGCAGAGCUUCCCGGCCUCGGCUCACAAGGAGGACGCGCACCUGCGGCCCCGGGCGGGCGCCCCCCGCGCCAAGCAGCCCCAUGCGCCGCCGGGGAUGUUCUCCUACCGUCGGGAGAGCCGCCAGGCGGCCGGCGCCGCGUCCCCCGGCCCGAGGCUGCGCGCGAGCACCGCCCGCUCCCUGGCCCACGCCAGCGCCUGGGGCUGUCUGGCCACCGUGUCCGCCCACGAGAAGAUCCAAGGACUGCCCUUUGGGAACUGCCUGCCCAUCAGUGACGGCCCCCUCAACAACAGCACUGGGAUUCCUUUCUUCUACAUGACAGCCAAGGACCCUGUGGUGGCCGAUCUGAUGAAGAACCCAAUGGCCUCACUGAUGCUGCCAGAAUCAGAAGGAGAGUUCUGCAGAAAUAACAUCAAAGUUGGAGAACAGUUCAUCAUAAAGCUUUCUCAUCCAGCCUUCCAUAAUGAAAUGCAGUGCCAAAACGGUGCUCCAGGUGCUUCGUGGUUUGCUCCCUGUGUGACCAGCAGCACCACCCCAUGUGACAGGCACCCAGGAAUGAGGAAGUGGCCCCGUCAAUAUGAAUGGUUCUUUAUGAAGAUGAAGAUAGAACAUAUCUGGCUUCAGAAAUGGUAUGGAGGCGUAUCCAACAUUUCAAAGGAGGAAUAUUUCAAAGCAGUUCCCAGGAAGGCCUGAUGGAGUAAGAAGACCGUCCUUGGUGUUUGCAUUAAAAUGAAAACCUUUGAAGUGAUGGUUCCAGACAGCUAUUGACUGCUGUCUCUUUGUUGCAGGGUUCAUAGCAGCCCUGCCAUCCGUACAGCAGAAUGAGAGAGGGUGGACAGGGAACCCUGUACUAGAUUUGAGAUUAAAGUGGCCAUUGGCAGAUCCCCAA
This is a messenger RNA of Otolemur garnettii (small-eared galago), 1099 nucleotides long. RefSeq names its product cellular repressor of E1A stimulated genes 2 (gene CREG2). The transcript has 7 exons. NCBI's taxonomy places the organism in Eukaryota, Metazoa, Chordata, Mammalia, Primates, Galagidae. Bases 1 to 903 code for a protein of 300 amino acids. The record is from RefSeq and is a predicted model, not a curated record.